This is a messenger RNA of Coregonus sp. 'balchen', 4141 nucleotides long. The record is from the annotation of a GenBank genome assembly. Lineage: Eukaryota; Metazoa; Chordata; Actinopteri; Salmoniformes; Salmonidae.
GUAAAAAUGAAAACACUUCCUGACUUGGCUGUUCGUAACGCUGGGUUAGCUAUUUUUCAUUAAAAUGAGUGAUCUUGCGAAAUAACCUAUAGAAAACUAGCACAAUUAUACCUUAUUUAUCAGAGCGUUCUCAUACUUGUCUCGGCUAAAUCGUUAGCUUCUUCAGCUUCAGGGAGACUCGCUAUAAUAGCUGCCACUGCAGGUUGUUUUAUUUUAGAAUAGAAGCCAUAAUGGCGUCGAGCUACAACGCGAAGGAAGAAGACGGUCACGUCGCCGUACCUGGCGGUGGGACCAUCCAGAAUAAAAAGCCCGAUAACACAGCGUUUAAACAACAACGAUUACCUGCUUGGCAACCCAUCCUGACAGCGGGCACAGUUCUUCCAGCUUUCUUCGUUAUCGGUCUCAUCUUCAUUCCCAUUGGUAUCGGCCUCUACGUCACGUCAAACAACAUCAAGGAGUUCGAGGUAAGGCCCAUGCUAUCCGGGAUCCUUAGCUAGCUGGCUACUGUACUCAAUAAGUACAAGAGGAAGGGAUGGGGCACCUGUAGUACUAGGGAGGGGGAUGGGACAGGUGUCUGAGGAAGCCCAAUCCCGCCACCAAAAAACAAAAAAGCUACUUUUUACACACUUCCUGUUGUUUCUCAUGAUGAUAGGUAUCAAUAGAAAAUAUAGCCUAAACACAAACAAGUCCUACAAAGGCCAUUCGACCGAGGGUAUAUGUAUUUGUAGGCAACAGAUUCCGACCCUACCGCUUUAUGCUUGUUCUCACUGAGCUGGACUGGGGUGAGAACACAAUCAUGGUUAGAUUAAGACACUGCGGAGCCUUCUGGAGAUAUGGGUCGGAAAAUGUACCUCAAUGCAGGGAUGGGAUGGGAUGUGCCACUGUAUCCAAAUUGUACCUACAUCCAAACUGAUAUAUGGAGAAGAUUGAAAUACUGCCCUUUUCGUCUUCAUGCUAGCUAGCAGUAGCCAUAGCUGCCAUUAUGAAAUGUCAUGUCACGUGUUGAACUACAAAGGAGCUGAUUGGCCCGGUGUCUUAACUUAAUCUAACCAUGAUUGCAUUCCGACCCCAGUGCAGCUCAGUGUAAACAAGCGUAACUGUAGGCUCGGAAUCUGCUGGCUAAUGUACUGUAUUUGAUGCCAGGUCACAGGUGCACCAUUUGAAAUAAUGUUAAGCAGAAGAUUGCCAGCCAUUUGGAAAUGCUGUUUGGAUUUACACAUGUCAUUACAGAUUGAUUAUACUGGGACUGACAUGUCCAGCCCAUGCUUCAACUGCUCCCAGAGCUUUAGUUGGAACAGCACAAGACCAUGCACCUGUGCACUGCCCUUCUCUCUGGAACAGCCUUUUGAAGUAAGUAUGAAGCGUGAUGUCUGCAUCCCAAAUAGCAACCUAUACACUAUGUCAGUGGUUACCAACCUUUUCCGGUUACUAUACCACCAACUGAAUUUUGCUCUGCCCGGAGUACCUCUGAAUUACCCCCUUGUGCAUUUUACCAGUAGGCCUAGGGUCUCAUCAGUCUUCUCAAGUACCCCCUGUUGAAAGGUUAAGUACCCGCAGGGGUCCUAGUACCCCUGGUUGGGAACCACUGCCCUAUGUAGUGCACUACUUUUGGCCAAGGGCCAUUUGGGACGUAGAUGAUGUCUCAAGUUCUCUCAGUUGGUGGUGGUAUAUGUUUCUGAAUUUGAAAUGUGAUCAUCAUGAACAUUGAAUUGAAUUUUGUCUCAACAGAGCAAUGUAUUCAUGUAUUAUGGCCUGUCCAACUUCUACCAAAAUCACCGGCGCUAUGUCAAGUCCAGGGAUGACAGCCAACUGAAUGGUGACACCACCUCUCUAAUGGUACAUAUUAUGCCUUUUGAACAGGGUUCCGUGCCAAAUAUAACAUGAUUUUCACACUGCAUUCCUGAAUCUCUGCAAUGACUUUUGACUGAUCAUCAACAAUUUUACAUCUUCAGUUAUCUGACAUAUCCAUCAUAUUGGCAAGAUGUCAGUAUGUUCUGUGCAAUUAUCUAACGUUACAUGUCUGCUUGCAAUGUCCACAGAACCCUAGUAAGGAGUGUGAGCCCUAUGCUCGCAAUGAAAAAAUGCCAAUUGCUCCCUGUGGUGCCAUCGCCAACAGCAUGUUUAACGGUAAGACAGUUAUGUCCUUUUUAGACCAUCAUUACAAGAAUUGCAAUAAGAGCAGCUCUGUUUAUUCAUGAUCUCUUUCCUCACAGACACUUUGGAUCUGUAUUACAUUGACCCUAAUGGCACAAGAAUCCAAAUUCCUCUGAUGAAGAAGGGGAUUGCUUGGUGGACAGACAAGCAUGUGAAGUUCAGGAAUCCAGGAGGCAACCCCAACCUCACAAGUGCUUUUCAAGGUGAGCAAGCACUCAGCAGUAUUGUUACUAUUGAAGUGGAUAAAGAAUCUCACUGUGUUUUUCCUAGGAAUCUCACUGUGUUUUUCUUAGGAAUCUCACUAUAAUUUCCUCACCCAGGUACAACCAAGCCGAUCAACUGGCGCAAGCCUGUCUAUGAACUAGACACAGACGCUGAGAAUAAUGGCUUCAUCAAUGAGGACUUCAUUGUGUGGAUGCGCACAGCUGCCCUCCCCACCUUCCGUAAGCUGUACCGUAUUAUCCAGAAGAAGAACAACAUGACGCCGACUCUUCCCCGUGGCAACUACACCCUGGAAGUCACCUACAGUAUCCUUUCACUGACAGCUGUUCAAAUGAUACAGCUGUACAGGAAGUUUGGGUUUGUGGAAUGAUAGCUUGUGAUGUAAUAGGAAUGUUCAAAACAGUCAUUGACAUAAUAGUUCAGACAGACCAGGUCGAUGUUGGGCCGUGUUCAGUAGGGGGCUGUUCCUUCACUUGUUAUAACAAUAGGUAUCACCAGCUGGGUGAUGACGAAUACUGUCUUUCUUUGUUGUUUCCACUAAUAUAGACUACAAAUGAUAUAAUAUCAGUCCACAUUGUUAUUGUAUGAUACGUUUUUAAGAUGGCAGUGGGCUCUUGAUCCGUGACCAUAUAUUUUCUGUCUGAGCCUCAGAAAUACAAGAUCCAGUCACGGAUCAGGAGCCACUCCCUUUUAAUAUCGUUGUUGCUAGAGUUAUUUUGUAAGUCAAAUGUUAAAUGGGUCUGAAGUUGAGCAUAUGAGUCUUCCUUAAUGAGUUGAUCCUAGACUAUCCUGUUCGUAGCUUUGAGGGCCGGAAGCGUGUGAUCCUGAGCACCAUCUCCUGGAUGGGGGGCAAGAACCCUUUCUUGGGCAUCGCUUACAUCACUGUGGGCUCCGUCUGCUUCUUCCUGGGAGUGGUCCUCCUCAUCAUCCACCACAAAUAUGGCAGCCGCAACAACACUGCUGACAUCCCUAACUAAAGACGUCUUGUAUGUAUGUUGCAUGCUGGCUAGCGGAGGCAUGGGUGUAACCAGUGGCUAAUUACAAGCACUGGUGGUCUCGUGUCUGGCUCGUGUACUGUGUGUAAGAAUGACCUGCUUGUCAAAAGUACUGUGCAAGUAUUGGAAGAGCAAAGACGUCAGGGGGAGAGUUCCGAUAAAGUAGAAGUUCUCUCGUAUUUAUUUUUCAUGGUCAGAAAGCUAUGCAGUUACGUAAGUUUUGAUGUCAAGAUGUUGUAUUGGCACUAUGUUGAAAUGUAAUGACGCUACAUCGAUGUGCAGAUAGUACAGUUUUAAUGCAGAAAUAUGUGUAUGUCAGUCAUAGAUGUUUAUUAGUUUACUUCUUUAUGAAUAAAUUAUUUAAAAUCAUGUUUGAAUACGGUCAAGCAAAUUGGAACAGUCCGUUAGGCUAAAUGUGGAAUUCCUUCAAGAGUCAAGGCUGUUGGUUCAUACACGUAUGUUGUUGUUGUUACAUACAGUACCGUAGUUUGAGGCACAUUUCUUUUCUGUUUACACUACAGAUAGGUCUCUAUAGAUUGCACAAGGAUGUGCACAAAUUUUCAGGUCAAGUGUAAUGGAAUGCUUGCAAUGUUUUCAAUGUACUUUAGUACUUAUUUUCUCAGUGUAUGUAUAUAUGUUAAAUCUGUUCAGCUGCCUAAAAUAUGCAGAGCUUGACUCAAGUUUAAGUAACAUACCGCAAAGGAAAAUUGUCAAUUUCAAGGUUUUCAGGGACCAAAGCUCCAUUCAUGUAGCCUGGGUGCCAGUCUGUU